UAUUUCUUUUAUCUAUCUAUCCAUCUAUCCAUCUCUUCUUAAUCGAAGAAGAGCAGCAAAAAGACGGGAGAGUAAUAAUAAACGGAGAGUGGGGGAGAGGGAUCCGAUCCGUACGAUGGGAUCACCCGUCUCCCAGAGGGUCGAGAUUGCCAGGUUCUGCACCUCUCGGAACUGGUCUAAGGCCAUUCGCGUUCUCGAUUCUCUCCUUUCUCAAUCUUGUACCAUCCAAGACCUUUGCAAUCGAGCCUUCUGUUAUAGUCAACUUGAGCUGCACAAGCACGUGAUCAAGGACUGCGACAAAGCACUUCAGCUCGAUCCCACACUUCUGCAGGCAUUUAUCCUCAAAGGUCGUGCGCUAUCAGCUUUAGGAAGAAAAGAUGAUGCUCUUUUGGCUUGGGAGAAAGGUUAUGAAUGUGCUGUUCAUCAAUCUGCAGAUUUGAAGCAAUUGAUGGAGCUAGAAGAGCUAAUUACUUGUGCAAAACAAACAAAAACUAUCAUUUCUGAGGAUCAUGUUAUGGAGUCCUCCAAUCAAACUGUCCCUCUUUCUGAUUCAGGACUUCAGAAAUUUAGUGAAAACAAUAAAUCAAGUGAUACAUCUGAACUAAGCAGAAAGUUGAAUGAUACACAUGAAAUGUACAACAAAUCAAGCGAAACAUCUGAAAUACACACCAAAUCAAGUGAUACAAAUGAGAUACACAAAAAGUCAAGAGAUGCACCUGAACAACGGUGCAAAUUGAGUGAGGAACCCAAGAGGAAUAGUAAAAUCUUUGUAACUGGCAUUCCCAAAACCAAAUCGAUAAGCUUGGAUUUUCGAUUAUCAAGAGGAAUAGCACAGGUAAAUGAAGGGAAAUAUGCAAGUGCUGUUUCUAUCUUUGACCAGAUAUUGAGAGAGAAUCCUACUUAUCCUGAGGCAUUGAUAGGAAGGGGAACAGCAUAUGCAUUCCAGCGAGAACUUGAUGCUGCUAUUUCUGACUUUACAAAGGCCAUAGAAUCAAACCCAUCAGCUGGAGAGGCAUGGAAACGACGGGGGCAGGCUCAGGCUGCCUUGGGGAAAUCUGUAGAGGCUAUUGAAGAUUUGACCAAGGCAUUGGAGUUUGAGCCAAACUCAUCAGAUAUCUUACAUGAAAGGGGAAUUGUUAGAUUCAAGUUCAAGGAUUACAAUGCAGCUGUUGAAGAUCUAUCUUCAUGUGUGGCAGUUGAUAAGAAUAAUAAAUCUGCAUUUACUUACUUAGGUUUGGCAUUAUCUCAAAUUGGUGAGUACACAAGGGCUGAAGAGUCACAUAAGAAAUCAAUACAACUCGAUCCAAAUUUCCUUGAGGGAUGGGCCCAUCUUGCACAGUUUUACCAAGAUUUAGCAAACCCAAUAAAGGCUUUGCAGUGCCUUGAACAUGUUCUUCAAAUUGAUGGAAGGUUUGCCAAAGCUUAUCACUUGCGUGGGUUGCUACGCCAUGGAAUGGGAGAGCACAGGAAUGCUAUAAAGGAUUUAUCCCUUGGUUUAAGCAUUGAGAACUCAAACAUUGAGUGCUUGUAUUUACGGGGUUCUUGUUACCAUGCAGUAGGAGAAUAUAGAGAUGCGGUCAAGGACUAUGAUGCUGUGUUGGAUUUAGAACUAGAUUCUAUGGAGAAAUUUGUGCUUCAAUGCCUGGCAUUUUAUCAGAAAGAAAUUGCUCUCUACACUGCUUCUAAGAUCAAUAGCGAAUUCUGCUGGUUUGAUAUUGAUGAGGAUAUUGAUCCCAUCUUUAAGGAGUACUGGUGCAAAAGAUUGCAUCCAAAGGAUGUGUGUGAAAGGGUUUAUAGACAACCUCCUCUUCGUGAUUCUCUGCGAAAGGGAAGCCUAAAGAAGCAAGAUUAUGUUAUUACAAAACAGAAGGCUAUGCUCCUACAAGCUGCAGAUUCUAUUGGCAAGAAGAUCCAAUAUAAUUGUCCAGGCUUCUUACCUAAUAGGCGUCAGCACCGUAUGGCAGGAUUAGCUGCUAUUGAGAUUGCACAAAAGGUCUCAAAAGCUUGGCGAGCAGAAUGGAAGAAUUCAAGUAAAAGCCUAGCAAAAAAUGGUAAGAAAGUCAGGAGAAAGGAAAAAAUCAAUUUGACUUGCCAGAAUAGAGGUGGUGCUUGUAGUACCAGCAGUUCCUCAGAAACAUCAACUUCAUAUGGUGUUACUGAGGAUAGAUCUUCAGGCCGUUCCCUAAUCCCUUGGCAAGAUGUAUAUUCAUUGGCUGUUAGGUGGAGACAGAUUUCUGAACCUUGUGACCCAGUUGUGUGGGUAAACAGACUCAGUGAAGAGUUUAAUUCUGGAUUUGGGUCUCAUACUCCAAUGGUUCUUGGACAAGCAAAAGUUGUGCGCUACUUUCCAAAUUAUCAAAGGACACUAACUGUUUUAAAAACUUGCAUAGAGGAGAUGAAGAAUGUAAAUAACAAGACAGAUAACAUUAUUGAUCUGUCAGAAGAUGGGAAGUUGCAAAAUGUAAUGAAUGCAGAAACAUGUUGUGAUCUUUACAAUGUUGUUGGGGAAGACUUCUGGUUAGCAACUUGGUGCAAGAGCACAGCUUUUGAAGGGAAGCGCCUUGAGGGGACAAGGAUCACUCUACAGAAGAUGCCUGAAUGUGGAUUUGACUUUGCAAUUAGAACACCCUGUACACCUUCUAGAUGGGAGGAUUAUGAUGCAGAAAUGGGAAUGGCAUGGGAAGCUUUGUGCAAUGCUUAUUGCGGGGAAUUAUAUGGAUCUACUGAUUUCAAUAUGCUCGAGAACAUCAGAGAUAGUAUACUAAAGAUGACAUAUUACUGGUACAAUUUCAUGCCACUGUCAAGAGGCUCUGCUGCUGUUGGGUAUGUAGUUUUGCUUGGAUUGUUUCUUGCAGCCAAUAUGGAGGUCACAGAAAAUAUCCCACAAGGUGUGCAGGUGGAUUGGGAAGCUAUUCUAACUUCUGACCCCAACUCCUUUGUGGAUUCCAUCAAAUCUUGGUUGUAUCCACGCCUCAAAAUUACAACAUCUUGGAAAGAUUAUCCAGAUGUGGCAUCAACUUUCAGUACAACAGGAUCUGUCAUUGCUGCUCUGAGCUCUUAUGAUGAUUGAGUUUCUUUCAAAUCCAUGUAGAUGUGAGUAGCUGCAAAUUGCAAUAAUAGGUUGUGGGCAAAUAUUCUAAUGCUUAUGUAAAUGAUGGAAUAAGAUGGAUCAUAACAGGGUUGAUGUAGAGGUAUCAUCCACCAUUGUUGAUAAAUGUCUCAUAGUACAGAAGGUCUCUGCUCACAAUAAAAGGAUCCGACUUAGGAUAUUGUCUAUGCUGGGAAAAAAACUUAGAUUAUUUCCUGUCUGCUAAAUGGAUCCUAUCAUCUGUUUAUGCUGAUUUCUGAAAAUGGUGAGCUCUUUUAUGGAACCUAUUCAAUGGAAGUGCCUGUAACAUGAGAUUUGUUAAAAAUUUUCAAGUCAAUACCUCUCAAGUCAACCCUGUAUCUAACACAAGCAUUUUUUUCAUGUUUUUUGAAUCUGCUGAAUGUUGACAAGGACUAAUGAGAAGUUGGGGAUUGAUUUAAUUUGUCGUUGACAGAUCAGAUUAAGGAGCAAUUAGAAGCCUUGGACCAUUACAAUCUGGCAUCAGUUGAGGCAGGAUCAAUGCUUCUUGUUCAUUGUUGUAGAAAAUAUGGUUUAUUUGUUGUCAGUGUACGAUUUUGUGUUGUAUCAUUUAUUUGCAAGCUUUUCAAAUUGUCUUCGUCUUAAAUUGCUUUUGAAAUUUUCGUGUAAAAAAUCCUGCCUCUUGGUGUAGUUUGACCCGUAUAACUACAUGAAAGAGUGCGAACUUAGAUUGUGUUUUACAUGGUCUUUUCUAUGAAAUUUCCACAUAAAUC
Messenger RNA from Nelumbo nucifera (sacred lotus), 3840 nucleotides. RefSeq names its product Tetratricopeptide repeat (TPR)-like superfamily protein (gene SRFR1). Gene Ontology annotation, biological process: negative regulation of DNA-templated transcription. Lineage: Eukaryota; Viridiplantae; Streptophyta; Magnoliopsida; Proteales; Nelumbonaceae. Gene Ontology annotation, molecular function: protein binding. The record is from RefSeq and is a predicted model, not a curated record.